Molecule: messenger RNA, 2079 nt
Organism: Alternaria burnsii
Lineage: Eukaryota; Fungi; Ascomycota; Dothideomycetes; Pleosporales; Pleosporaceae
Exons: 3
Coding region: 1-2079 (692 amino acids)
Source: RefSeq, a predicted model, not a curated record
AUGAGUCGCACGGCUGAGCCCGAAGAAGAGAUGACAGAGCUACCGCGGCAAGACAUUAACACUGCGCUCUUGGACCGUCUAGAAGACGAAGGAACAACGCCUCCCAGACAGCGCGGCUUGAAGAUAAGAGACUGGAUGCGUCAGCUACGGUUACAAAUCCUCCUCAUCAGGAUAUGCCGACCCUUCGCCUCGAAGAGGACUUCCGCAGAACGUCGCAAAGUCGCAAUAUACCAAAGCCGAAGAUUGGCGAUAUUACACGUGCUGCUGCAUCUCAUCCCGGUCGGUGGAGCUAUGGCACUCCUCUACCUACAAUGGUCGAGCUUCUUUCUUGGCUUCACUUCGCCAGUUGAUCCGACUAUCCUACAAUUCUUCGCUAAAUUCCAUGAAUUGCUUAUGCAAUUCUCGAUUGUGGAAAUGACAGUCUGCAUCAUCCGCACCGAAGCUUUACGCAACUUUGUACCUCUAGGGGCAUUAUCCGGCAUUGCGCAGGCAACGCAGCUGUCGUACAUCUGGUCCUUGGACUUUAUUUCUAUCUUUGUAUCUCCUGUUCUGUGCGGUUGGCGCAAAGUUCUGUUUGUUACAGCGAUACCGACCUUACUUGUCGGUACCGCUCUGGUCGGACCUUCGAGCGCAGUCCUUAUGAUACCUCGCUCACGUAGUCCUCGUGAUGCCGGGAGUUUCACUUUGUACUCGAAUGCUUCGUACGAGCAAUUUCUCUCCUCUACUAUAGGCAGAGCGAAUGGUCUUCACUUUGAUUGGAAGUCGAUUCGCCCUUCAAUGAUCCAGUAUGAUCGGCGAAAAUAUUCAUGGAUCGAGAACGAAAACGCAGUUGAGGUAGUUUCUGAGUACGAAAACCUAGCCUCUAGGCCAUGGGAGCACGGUCAUCUACGGCCUGUAAGAACACGAUAUGAUGACAACAGUGUAUCGCCAGCGGUAAUCAGCAACGCGACUGUGCCGACUGAGUUCAUACGGCAUAAGUUCAGAGAACUUUUUGAGACGUACGACAACUACACAUUGUCGGUGUACGCUCCACAGCCCGUCGUUCAAGUUAUCUGCAACUCAACUUCUCAAAAGUCCUUUGAAUCGGACACUGAAGUAAAAUACGUUGAAGAUAUCACGCUCAAAACUGUUACAAUAUCGACGCUUGGCACGUUGAUCCAGAAGCUGAACAAUUCUGGUGAAACAUAUACUCAUGAACACGAUGUCACCAUCCAAUCUUUUGAGCCUGUAUGGAUGGCUGCACCUGAGUCAAGAUCACAAGCAUGGGUCGGCAUAUUCUUCCAACACAUCUAUGACCCACAAGUAUCGCGUAAUGAGACGACGAGAAAUGAACCGAUAAAGCUUUCUGAGAUGAUAUCAUCGGUACCCAGCCUUCAUAGACAUGGCUCUUGGGAAGUAUCGACCUGCACCUUCGAUGCUUUUUGGAACAACUCUGAGGCAAUCUACUUUCAAGAUGGAGGCGUUGGAUACAACAAUCCGUACCCCAUGCCGCCCUGGAAUACCAGUGCGCUGAGAACCAUAGGCCUGGACUACAAUGAUAUCGACGAGCUAAGAAGCCCCAAAUUCUUACAAGGGUUGACCUCCGGAGGUUUCGAACUGCACACCGCACUCGCCCUGUCGUUCGCAGUGGCCAUCUCGGACAUUCCGAGCCUCUCUCGGUACGACUCGGUCUGGGGAGAAGACACGUUAAGUACGGGUGUGAACAGUAUGCCUCCGUUUCAUUUCACCUAUACAUUGUACGGUUUCGGUUAUGGGAAUCAUUCCACAUCAGUCCGCCUCUCGAUGGCAGUUCUGGGCUUCUACUGCGUCAUCACUGUCAUUUACCUCGCCUAUAUGCUAUUCACAGGCCGUAGUUCUACAGCCUGGAAUUCUUCGAUCGAGCUUGUGGCUCUGGCUCUACAGUCAAAACGACCUGACCAUCUGGGAAAAGUCUCUGUGGGCAUCGAAAAUCUUGGUACCUUCAAUGAGGGGGUUGGCAUACGUGCGAAUGCAGAUAAUGAGUUGGAGCUCGUGUUCGCUCAUGACCGUGACGUUGGGUCAAGGGGUCUGCGGAGGGUGCAAACGAACAAAGAAUACUAA